Messenger RNA from Peniophora sp. CBMAI 1063, 1095 nucleotides. NCBI's taxonomy places the organism in Eukaryota, Fungi, Basidiomycota, Agaricomycetes, Russulales, Peniophoraceae. The record is from the annotation of a GenBank genome assembly.
AUGACUGUCCUGCUCGCUGCCGCACGCUCUGCGAGAACGCUCAGGCCAGCGGCUACGCGCGCGUUCACGACUCGGCCUGUGAACGGUUUUGUCGGCGCCGUCGGCAACACCCCCCUUAUAUACCUGGAGCAGCUGUCGAAGAAGACCGGCGCACAUAUAUACGGCAAGGCCGAGUUCCAGAACCCAGGAGGGAGUGUGAAGGAUCGCGCCGCGCUGGGAGUCGUCGAGAAUGCGGAGAAGUUGGGCUUGUUGAAGCCUGGUGGCACGGUUGUCGAGGGGACCGCUGGCAACACCGGCAUAGGUCUCGCGCACGUCUGCCGAAGCAAGGGCUACCGCUGCGUGAUCUUCAUGCCGAACACGCAAAGUCAAGAAAAGAUUGAUCUUCUGCGCAUGCUCGGCGCCGAAGUCUACCCCGUCCCUGCCGUCGCGUUCGAAAACCUGCAGAACUACAACCACCAGGCACGUCGGUUCGCCGAGGCCAACGAAAACGCGGUCUGGACGGACCAGUUCGACAACGUCGCAAACGCCGAUGCGCACUAUCGCACGACCGGGCCGGAAAUUUGGGAACAGACGAACGGCGAGGUCGACGGCUUCAUCUGCGCGACUGGUACGGGCGGCACGCUCGCGGGUGUCGGUCGUUAUUUGAAGGAAGCAAGCAAGGGCAAGACGCAGGUGUGGCUGGCGGACCCCCCGGGCAGCGUGCUCCACUCGUAUAUCAGCAGCGGCGGCAAGUUGACAGAACGAAGUGGUGGCUCUAUCACCGAAGGUAUCGGUCAGGGCCGUAUCACGGAUAACUUGGGUACAUUCGUGAAGGACGUCGACGGCGCACUGAACAUCCAGGACGAGAAGAGCAUACGGAUGGUGUAUGAACUUCUCGACACUGAGGGGCUCUACAUCGGUGCAAGCUCGGCUCUAAAUGUCGUCGCUGCGGCAGAGCUUGGAGAGAAGCUUGGGCCGGGCAAGAAGGUCGUCACUAUUCUUUGUGACGGUGCCUAUCGCUACCAGAGCAGGUUGUUCUCGAAGAGCUGGCUGAAGGCAAAGGGGUUAGAUGGUGCUAUUCCCGAGCACCUGAAAAAAUAUGCAAUUUUGGAUUGA